UAUUUUAAGCCUGGCCAUGGGAAGCAGCGAGUAAACCUACAGGUUUGCUUAACCUAUUUAGGUCUUCGACAGUUUUAAUCAGCAUUCUGGCUGGUGAGACGUCUUGGGCAUGCUAAACUUAAUUCUGCUUUUGAAAGUUUACGUGACGUUAGCCCAGUGGAGAAAACAAAUCUUUUCCAAACCUAGCUGAUAGUCUUGUCAUACGCUAACUAACGUUGUCAGUUUACAGGCCUACUGUUGGGCGGUAUUAUUUUGCCUUAUAGCCUCCCGCAACCAAGUAAUAGCUUAUAUGGCUACUUUAAACAAAUACUGCCUUGGUCAAGGAAUAGGAAAUAUUGAGGUUCACCCUCCAAAAAAUAAGUCUGCGCUAAAUAAGACUUCAUCAAUGGAGCAAGCACCUCAGUCUGACGAUAACGACAAAAUCACAUCAGGCAAAAAGAAGUGCAAGAAGAAAAACAAAGAAAAAAUUUCGGAAACUGAAAAAAAGAAAACCAACAAGUCACGCAGUGGAACACAGAAAGGAGACGAUACCAGCAGCCCUCCGAAUUCAGAUGACACAGGUGCUGAUUGUGUGUUCCCUUCAGAUAAACAGCCACCUGAAGCCAAGUCCAGCUCCAACUCCUCUCUGACAAAAGGCGGAGGCCCGACCAAAGGCAAGACUGGCAAACGGAGCAAAAAAUUGAAGAAGUCCGUUUCGAACCAAGAGACAGCCCCUGCCCCUUCAGCUGAGAAGGACAAAGCUGAGGUCAGUGCAAAGUCCCUGGAGAGUCUAAGGUGGGAAGGAGUCCUUGAUGACCCCGUGUCCGAGGCAGAGAGGCUGGAGGUAUAUAAGGCCAACCGCCGCAAACGUUAUUUAGCAGCACAACAGCUCGGAAAGACAGCUGUCACUCAAGCCUCCCAAGCAAGGUGAACUGUAUAGACCUGACCUGUUUCUUUUUUCUUUUUUUCUUAUAACACAAUCUUUAGGACUGGAAAAGCUGCCACACUAUGUUUCUCAGAGUUAGUUAAUAUAUUGUUGGUUGUUUGAACAUUAUGAUGAAUAAAGACAUACUCAGGGACAGUGUGAGAAUCAAAAUGUUUUGAACAAUGGGGUAUUUCAGUGAACUCAUGACCUGAAAACCACCUGGAAACUCAAGGUAUGUUGUGGUCGCUUAAAUUUUACAAGUUUACAUAGCAGUUCUCCAACAGAGGGUGCUAUAUUGUCUUGUGUUGUUGAAUUAAUUGAAUAGCAAAGGCUUUUUCAUUAUUAUGUCAUAGCACAACACACAAUUGUUU
This is a messenger RNA of Clupea harengus (Atlantic herring), 1275 nucleotides long. RefSeq names its product chromosome unknown C17orf97 homolog. The transcript has 2 exons. The record is from RefSeq and is a predicted model, not a curated record. The coding region runs from base 290 to 910 and encodes 206 amino acids. NCBI's taxonomy places the organism in Eukaryota, Metazoa, Chordata, Actinopteri, Clupeiformes, Clupeidae. Gene Ontology annotation, biological process: protein arginylation.